AUGUCCACCACGCUCAGCGCGCAUCCGAACCCCAACCUAGGCCUCGGCCGUCCCCGUUCGGGUCGAGGCGCGUCCUCGUGCGGGCACCCACGCGAGUCGUCCGCCAGUUUCAAGUUGUUCGAUCGUACGUUCAAAAGUCCGCCAUCCUUGUCUAGGGCUCCUAUGAACGAUCGUCGGUGUUGUCAACCGUGCAGCUGCUCAAGUACAAGUCUUUAAAGAAGCCUUCUCGGUAAGCCGUUUCCCCAGAGUCCCCUUGAGCCCCGGAUCGCUCAACCUCCUUCAACUCGCACCCCACUGAGCCGCCCUGCACCUCUCUCACCUUCUCAGCUACUCGACACCAACUCGGACGGCUACAUAACCCCCUCGGAUCUCUCGACCCUGUUGACCCAACUCGGCCAACCGAAUUCUGAAAAGUCGAUCGCUCAACUUUUACACUCGACGGGUUUGGGCCCGGAGGAGAUGAUGGACGCGAAGGACGGGGGGAAGGGGAUCAACUUUACGAGUGAGUCUUUGUGUGGAGUGCGGGUCGUGUUCGUUGGGAAAUGCGAGGAUACUACUCUGGGAUGAUGAUCUAAUUCUCGUAUUCUUGACGGACCCAACGCGUUCACGUUCCUUCAACUUGGCUCCUCUGCUACCGCCCGAUCGCAGUGUUCGUGACGAUGAUGGUACGAACAAGAUAUCAUCAUCCUCGUUCUGAACCUCCUGCGUACUGAACUCAUCAACUUCCUCAUUCCUCCCUCAAAAGGCCUCCCACCUCUCCCCCCUCUCUCCAACCUCGGACUUGAGCGAAGCUUUCUCUUCCUUCGAUCCUACUCACUCGGGCCUCAUCCGCGGUCGCGAUUUGCACGCACUCAAAAAGUGUUUGAAGGAUGAGGGGGAUGGGAUGAGUGAGCAGGAGGUAGGGCCAAAACCCUCUUCGUUGUGAACUCACGGGAAAGGAAGGGGGAGAAGAACGUAGCAAGAUGCUAACUAACCGAUCCGAACGAUUUAAUUCUUUGGGUGCGUCUAGAUCGAACGCCUCCUCUCAGGCCCGUUCAUGGAUCGUGAUGGCUCGUUCAGGUAUCGCGAUUUGUGUCAGACCUUGAGAGUCACCGAUGGAGGGGACGAUGAGUAG
Messenger RNA from Microbotryum saponariae, 1114 nucleotides. Lineage: Eukaryota; Fungi; Basidiomycota; Microbotryomycetes; Microbotryales; Microbotryaceae. The record is from the annotation of a GenBank genome assembly.